Molecule: messenger RNA, 1736 nt
Organism: Chelonia mydas (Green sea turtle)
Lineage: Eukaryota; Metazoa; Chordata; Testudines; Cheloniidae
Gene: ZBED2
Product: zinc finger BED-type containing 2
Exons: 1
Coding region: 483-1133 (216 amino acids)
Biological process (GO): regulation of transcription by RNA polymerase II
Molecular function (GO): transcription cis-regulatory region binding
Source: RefSeq, a predicted model, not a curated record
ACUAGGUAAGUGCCGAGAAUUUCUUGGAGGAAAAAAGCUUAAAAGACACUGCCAUUCUAGCCCGCAGAGAUUUGGUUAUUGCAGCAACUUCAGUUCACAUAGUUUUGGACCCUCCAAGCUUUAGUUUCAUUCAAAUCCAAAACUCGAGACACAUCUAAGUGACUUUUGCUCAGCUUUGCUGCAUCACCUAUGGGCGAGAGGGGUUUCAUCCAACAGGGGGAGAGGGGACAAGUGGGUGGCACUGAACAGGAACUCAGCUACUCAGGAGACAACGGUCACAUAAGAGAAAGACGGAAUCACUCCCUCUCCCUAUGGGAGGAAUAAGGAGAGGAGAGAAGGUCCUGGAGUGAACUGGUCACAUUUGAUGCAUUUGUUUCUUUGAGGCAUUCUGAGGUUUAAGAGGUUUCACACUUGGGGUGCAGGGGUUUUAGCACAUUGGUGGCACUUUGGACUUCUUUGUGUACUGAACUUCUCGAGAGGGGAUGAAGCAGGAAGAGGAGGAGGUGGUUGUGAGGACAGAGGAAGAGGUUGGUAACGCAGCAGGGCGAAGAGGGGCAGUGCCCACCCACACACACCAUGGCAGAGGAGUGAGAUUUUCUGAGGUGUGGGAGUACUUCCACAUUGCCCCACCCCGGACUGGUCACCACCCCAGCCAAUACGCUGCCUGCAGGCUGUGCGGCCGACAGGUCAGCCGUGGUCCAGGGCUCAACGUCGGGACCACCGCUCUGUGGAAACACCUGCGGAGCAUGCACAGAGAGGAGCUGGAGAAGAGCGGGCACAGGCAGGUCAACCAAUGCCCAGUGGCGCACCUGCCUCUGGUGCAGCACCAGCCGGCUGCAGAGGGGGAAUGGGCUCAGCUCAUGGCGCAGAUGGGGGCACUGGCUCUGCGUGCCAGCCAGCGGGAGAGGGACGUGGAGAAGAGGGAGAAGGCCGUGGAACGCAGGGCAAGGGCCGUGGAGCGGCGCGAGAGGGCCGUGGAGCGGCGCGAGAGGGCCGUGGAAGAGGAGGAGAGGUCUCUGACAGAGAGGGUGCUGAAGAUGAAGGCUGAGGAGGUUCAGGUGCGGUUGAAAGGCACAUGCGAGAGGGAGAGCGCCCUGGCCUCAGCUGCUGAUCUCCCCAUGCAUUUUGUGUAGGAAUACUUGGGCUUUAGGCCCAUGUUGGGAGACUAAGAUCAACACCCAGGCAGGUGACUAAAGCAAUAUUUUAAGACCUGGUAUGAACGGUCUGGACUGUGUUCCAGGCCUCUGACCUGCAAAACAGAACCACCAAUCUCCCUGAUUCCCUUCAGCCUCCGACAGCCUCCUUCCGAAACAAAAAGGCACGGCUCGUGUGUUCAAAGCUGGGUCCCAGUUUCUGACACUGGGGAACACAGAGCUCCACCAGGCACAAGCUGUCUCAACAAGGCCCCACCACAAGCAAUGCUGCGGGUAGACUCAGCCGGUCAUGGCCUGAGCAGGCCAACAAUGUGGUCAGUCAAACCUUUGGUUAUGAGACAAGUUUGAAACCAAACCGAAGUCUCAGAAGACAUCUGCCUAUGCAGAGAGGACACAGAGGAUCUGAUGACCCAGAAAAGAUUCCAGUGAAACUCCGUUAGUUUCCAUUACAAGGCUCAAAACUAACCUAGCCAAGUUUCGCACAAGUUUCAGGCUAUGCAAUAAAGUCCUCAUGCCACUUUUACUGAUAUUGACUUGGACCACAAAAAUAUUUCUUCAUCUUGUUUUCUUAGGCAUGCCUGU